This is a messenger RNA of Annulohypoxylon maeteangense, 2412 nucleotides long. RefSeq names its product fatty acid transporter. The coding region runs from base 391 to 2307 and encodes 638 amino acids. Gene Ontology annotation, molecular function: long-chain fatty acid-CoA ligase activity; long-chain fatty acid transmembrane transporter activity. The record is from RefSeq and is a predicted model, not a curated record. The transcript has 2 exons. Lineage: Eukaryota; Fungi; Ascomycota; Sordariomycetes; Xylariales; Hypoxylaceae.
CCUGCAUAGAUACUGAUCGCCUCGAGGAUUUGUGCAAUGCCGUCGGAAUCUAUUCUAGGAAAUUAUUCCCGAAACCCGGCCUCCAGCUAGCCCCUACCGUGGAUCCUCCUUACGAGGUGCGAGGCCGUGCCUCGGCAUUGAAUCGCUUUAUCGCUCCAGCUCCGAUUUAAACCUCCGUACGUCAGUUACUUUUAUAAAUCAAACAGCCUAAAGAAAUUCGUAGUAUCAUAUUAUCCUAAAUCUAGACACCAACAUAAACCAUGAGAGAAAGUAUCGAUGAUAAAUCGCGUGUUUAACGCUAGAUGAUCUAUGCUAUGCUAUGAUUGUGUAGACUCCACUGAGGCUUGAAACAUACCAAAUAGGAGGCGAGGAUCGCAUCCCAUUCCCGAAAUGGCGUUAACCAUAGCGGGAGCCGCUGCUGGCAGCGCUGCCCUCGCAGCCUACUUAGACGCUCGAUUCCACAUCCGCAAUGAUAUCAAGGCGGGCAGUAACCAGCGGCGAGCCGCCGGUUGGCAAAACAACAUCGCCGAGCAGAUCCGCAAUGGCAAGACGCAUGUCUACCACAUCCUCGAGGACCAGGCCAAGGAUCCCAGCCUCGUCUUCAUCAUAUUCGAGGGCCGCGAGUACACUUACGCGGAGUUCUUCAAGGCGAUACACCCUAUCGGAAACUGGCUCAUGAAGGAUCUUGGCAUAAGAAAGGGCGAGAUGGUCGCCUUAGACGGCGGUAACAGCCCCGAGUACGUAAUGCUCUGGUUCGCCCUCGAAGCCAUCGGCGCCAGCAUCGCCUUCAUAAACUGCAACCUAACAGCACACCCCCUCGUUCACUCCGUAAAGAUCGCCGGCGCGCGGUACCUCCUCGCCGACUCCGACGUGCGGCAUCUCGUCUCCCCCGUCGAGGAAGAGCUCACAUCCGGGGGCACACAGACGAUAUACUUCGACCCAACCACUCUCGCUGCCCACACAGACCCAACCCCCCUCCCAGAAGACCGCCGCGCCGGCGCCCAGCCCACCGACGUCGCGUCCCUAAUCUACACAUCCGGCACGACGGGCAAGCCGAAAGGGACAAUAGUAAGCCGGGCCCGCACAAUGCUGCUACGGCAAUCCAGCAACAAAAUCGGGCUAUUGCGCUCCGACAAAAUGUACACCUGCCUGCCUCUCUACCACGCCUCCGCACAAGGGGUCUGCUGUCUGCCGAUCCUAGCAACAGGCGCAACCAUGGUCCUCGGGCGGAAAUUCUCGCACCAGACAUUCUGGCCGACGAUCCAUUCGUCCCACGCGACCAUAAUCCAAUACGUGGGCGAGCUCUGCCGGUACGUAGUCAACGCGCCGCCCUCGCCGCUAGACCGCGGACACAAAGUGCGGAUGGCAUGGGGCAACGGGAUGCGGGCGGACGUGUGGGAGCCGUUCCGGGAGCGUUUUGGGAUCGAGGAGAUUUACGAGUUCUACAGCAGCACGGACGGGAUGGGGAUUAUCGCGAAUGCGAACCGGGGCGAUUUCUCGCGCGGGUGUAUUGCGGUGCGCGGACCUCUCUGGCAUUAUCUCAAUGGCGCGGGGGAGGCGCGGGUUUGUGUGGACCCGGAUACGAGGGAGAUGGUGAGAGGGAAGGAUGGGUUUGCGGUGAGGUGUAAGACGGAUCAGCCUGGUGAGCUGCUGUACCGGCUUGAUCCGAAGAAUGAGUUUGGGGUGCCGAGGUAUUAUGGGAAUGAGAAGGCGUCGCUGGAACGGAUGGUGCGGGAUGUUUUUGUGAAGGGGGAUUUGUGGUUGAGGAUUGGGGAUUUGAUGCGGCUUGAUAGGGAUGGACGAUUGUUCUUCGUGGAUCGGCUGGGUGAUACGUUUCGCUGGCACUCGGAAAACGUGUCGACGACGGAGGUUGGAGAUGUGGUGGGCUUGUUCCCACAGAUUGCAGAGGCGAAUGUGUACGGUGUUGAAGUCCCUAAUUCUGAGGGCCGGGCUGGAUGUGUUGCUGUGGUUGCCGCAGAAGGAGUUUCGAGUAAUCCUGAAGACAUAGCGAGUGGGCGAGGUCUUGACCUGAAGGGGCUGGCGGAGCACUGUCUCGCAGAACUCCCGCGGUACGCGGUGCCCGUUUUCAUCAGAGUAUCGAAACAACUGGAGUACACGGGGACGAUGAAAUUGCAGAAAGGACAGUUGAGAGCUGAGGGAGUUGACCUUGACGCCAUCGAAAAGGCGGCGAAAGAAAAGGGGGAAGAACCAGAUGUGAUAUACUGGCUACCUCCCACCGAAAGAAGAUAUAUUCCUUUCUCGAAGAAGGAUCUUCAAGAACUUAAGAGGGGCAGGGUCCGUCUCUAAUGAUAAACGUGCGUACAUACCCAAGUAACUACCUACCUAUUAUAUUGUAAUGAAUCCAUAGAAUCCAAGAAUUCGACUUUCUUCUAUAGUGCUAUUGUGUCUAGG